This is a messenger RNA of Eurytemora carolleeae, 6184 nucleotides long. RefSeq names its product myosin heavy chain, muscle. NCBI's taxonomy places the organism in Eukaryota, Metazoa, Arthropoda, Copepoda, Calanoida, Temoridae. The coding region runs from base 119 to 5950 and encodes 1943 amino acids. The record is from RefSeq and is a predicted model, not a curated record. Gene Ontology annotation, cellular component: myosin complex. Gene Ontology annotation, molecular function: cytoskeletal motor activity; ATP binding. The transcript is spliced from 16 exons.
AAUUCCUGGCGCUGCAGGUCAACGCCAGGUCGAGGGGGGUAUAAAUACUAGGCAGGUCAACUUAUCACCAGCCAGUAUACUCUUCAGGCUCAAACAGGUUUGAAAGAAACCCUUCAUCAUGCCCGGCCAUAUUAAGCUGACCAAGACUGGUCAACCAGAUCCUGAUCCUUCAGAAUUCCUGGUUCCUUCCAUGGAAAUGAAGCGAUCUGAUAUGAACAAGGUUUACGAUACAAAGAGAUCCGUUUGGAUUCCUGAUCCUAAAUCUGGAGGAUUUAGGGAAGGAUUGUUAGAGUCUGGAGAUCUAGAUGAUCCUUCUAGUAAAUGCUUGGUAAGUGUAGGUCAUGAGAAAUUUACCCAUAAAUCAACUGAAGUUGGGAAGGUUAAUCCACCCAAGUUUGAGAAGGUUGAAGACAUGGUUAAUCUAACCUUUCUCAAUGAUGCAUCAGUCUUCUGGAAUCUGAAAACUCGUUAUCAAGCAAAGAUGAUUCAUACUUACUCUGGAUUGUUUGUGGUGGUUGUCAAUCCAUACAAGAGGUAUCCCAUCUACACUCAUCGGGUGGCAAAAGUGUAUCUUGGUAAGAGGAGGAAUGAGGUUCCACCUCAUUUGUGGUCUAUUGCAGAGACUGCUUAUCGUGGCAUGCUUACCACUACUAAAAAUCAAGCCAUGCUUAUCACUGGGGAGUCUGGAGCUGGAAAAACUGAAAAUACCAAGAAAGUUAUCACUUAUUUGGCAAUAGUUGCCUCAUCUGGAAAGAAAUCUGACAACAAGGUUUCUCUUGAAGACCAAAUUGUGGCAACAAACCCAAUUCUGGAGUCUUAUGGCAAUGCAAAGACAUCCAGGAAUGAUAACUCAUCAAGGUUUGGAAAGUUCAUAAGAAUCCACUUCAAUGCAUCUGGAAGAUUGGCUGGCUGUGACAUUGUAUCAUACUUACUGGAAAAAUCCAGAAUUACUGAACAACAAGAGGUAGAGCGUUCUUAUCAUAUAUUUUACCAGCUCCUUCAAGAGUUUGGAAAUGGAAUUGGAGAAGGACUGAAGAAUACAUGUCAUCUUAGUGAUGACAUUUAUGAUUAUGUGUAUGUCUCACAAGGUAAGACCAAGGUUGAAUCAAUUGAUGACAAUGAGGAAUUGGAAUUUACAAAUGAUGCUUUCAACGUUCUUGGAUUUUCUGAGACUGAGAAAUUUGGCUGUUUCAUGCUUACUGCAGCAGUCAUGACUUUUGGAGAGGUAAGGUUUGUUCAGAAGGGUCGAGAUGAACAGGCAGAGUGUCCUGAUAUCACUACAGGAUCCUUUGCUUUUAAGGCAGCAACUCUUUGUGGUGUUGAUGUGUCUGCUAUGAUCAAAGCCUUUUGUAAACCAAGAAUUAAAGUUGGAACUGAGUGGGUUACCAAAGGUCAAAAUGUGGAGCAGGCCACUAAUGCAGUAGGUGGAAUUGCUAGAGCAAUCUAUGAUAGACUUUUCAAGUGGCUGAUUGAAAAGUGUAAUGAGACCCUCAUUGACCCAACUAUGAAGAAAGUAAACUUUUGUGCUGUACUUGAUAUUGCAGGAUUUGAAAUAUUUGAUUACAAUGGAUUUGAACAAAUUUCCAUCAAUUUUGUCAAUGAAAAAUUACAGCAGUUUUUCAAUCAUCAUAUGUUUGUGGUUGAACAAGAGACCUAUAUUGGGGAAGGUAUUGAUUGGGAAAUGGUGGACUUUGGCCUGGAUCUUCAAGCAUGCAUUGUCAUGUUUGAAAAACCCAUGGGAUUAUGGGCAAUUCUUGAAGAAGAGUCAUUGUUCCCCAAAGCCACUGAUAAGUCCUUUGAGGAAAAGCUGAAAGCAUCUCUUGGAAAACUACCAAUCUUUCUGAAACCUCAGUCCAAAACUGACAAGCACGCUCAUUUUGCUCUUUCUCAUUAUGCUGGAAUAGUAUCAUAUAAUGUUACUGGCUGGUUGGAGAAAAACAAAGAUCCAGUAAAUGAUUCAGUUGUUGAGAUUCUUAAAUCAACCAGCUGCAAUGAUCUCAUUGUGCAUCUCUGGCUAGAUCAUCCAGGCCAGCCAACUGCUACGCCUAAGGAAGAAGGUAAGAAGAAAAAGAAAGGAUCUGGAGGAAAAACUGUUUCCUCUGUUUACCUGGUUUCCUUAACUGAACUAAUGACAACUCUCUACAACUGUGAACCCCACUUUGUACGCUGUCUAGUUCCUAAUACUCACAAGAAACCAGGAGAUGUUGAACCACCUCUUAUCAUGCAUCAGCUAACCUGUAACGGUGUAUUGGAAGGCAUUAGAAUUUGUAUGAGAGGUUUUCCAAACAGGAUUUACUACAAAGACUUCAAAUGGAGGUACUGGAUUUUAGCAAAAGCAGAGAUUGAAAGUUCAUCUGAGAACAAAACAGCAGUGUACGCCCUCAUGGAUAAGAUUAGUUUUAGUCGAGACACCUACCGGCUUGGGCACACUAUGGUGUUCUUUAGAGCUGGGGCAUUGGCUAAGCUUGAGGAAUAUCGCGAUGACAUUGUUAAUAAGCUUAUACGAAUGCUGCAGGGUCAGGCAAGAUUGAACAUCUUAAAACCAGACUUUUGCAAGAGAAGAGAUCGAAAAGAAUUAAUUAAGGUAUGCCAGAGGAAAUUCAGGCAAUACAUGCAAAUGAGAAACUGGGGAUGGUAUGUCAUAAUUCAGAAGACAAGAGCACUAAUUGGUUUACCAAAUCCAGAAGAAGAGCUGAGACAACUUGAAUUAAAGGCAAAAUCAACCUAUGAUGUUUACAUGGAGAAACUUGAAACCAAGACAAAAUUAGAGGCAGAGAACAAGAUUCUUGAAGAAGAGAACAAGGCAACCCUAAAACAAAUUGAUUCUGAGCAAGGAAAUAUGUCUCAGUACCAUGAGAAGCAAGCUCAAAUAUCUGCACAAAAAGCUGCCUUAGAAGAUGAACUUUCUCAGUCCCAAAGUAAACUUGCAGAACUUGAACAAGACAGAAGUUCAGCUGCAGCACAGAGAAAGCAAAAGGACACUGAGGUUGGACAGAUUAAAAGAGAAAUUCAAGAUCUAGAGAUGGUAAUCCUGAAGCUAGAGCAAGAUAAGAGUUCUAGAGAUCACACAAUAAGAGGUCUCAAUGACGAAAUUGCUGAUCAGGAUGAAGUUCUCAACCGGCUUAAUAAGGAAAAGAAACUUUUAGCUGAAAACAAUUCCAAAGCAGAAGAAGAUCAGAUCAAUGUUUCAGAUAAAUUGGACCAUUUGACCAAGCUAAAGACCAAACUUGAGAAUACACUGGAUGAGCUUGAAGGUGCAUAUGACAAAGAAAAGAGAAAUAGAGCAAAAAUAGAGAAGGAAAGACGUCAAGUUGAAGGUGACUUGAAACUUGCUCAACAAAAUGUGCUUGAAUUGGAAAGAUCAAGGAAAGAAUUUGAAGCAAUAAUUGCAAGAAAAGAAAAGGAGAUGAAUGGACUACACUCAAAGCUUGAUGAUGAGCAAGGUUUAAUGGGAAAGUCUCAGAAGUGUAUUAAAGAAUUACAAGGAAGAGUCGAAGAAAUGGAGGAGGAGCUAGAAGCUGAACGUCAAGCGAGAGCCAAAGCUGAACGCCAAAGAUCUGAUCUUGCCAGAGAAUUAGAGGAGUUAGGCCAAAGAUUAAGUGAAGCAGGAGGUGCAACAAGUGCUCAGAUUGAGCUCAAUAAGAAAAGGGAGUCUGAAUUAACAAAGCUAAGAAAGGAUUUAGAAGAAUGCAACAUUCAGCAAGAAUGCACAGUAGCUAGUCUGAAAAAGAGACAUCAGGAUGCAAUUGCAGAAAUGUUGGAACAGAUUGACCAACUUUCAAAAAUUAAAAACAGGGUGGAAAAGGAUAAGAUGCAGAUUCUUUCUGAGAUAACUGAUGUGCGUGCUGCUUUUGAAGAAAUAUCACGAUCUAAAUCUGCUGCUGAAAAAUCAAGCAAAAGUUUAACAAACACAUUGAAUGAUCUAAGUAAAAAAUGUGAAGAGGCUACUCUGAAUCUUGGGGAUUUUAACAAUUCUAAGAGAAAAAUGGCGGCUGAAAAUGCUGAUCUUUUAAGACAACUUCAAGAGUUAGAAAAUGUUGCUUUCAUGAACUCCAAGGUUAGGGAUUCUCUAAAUAUAGCUCUGGAGGAGCAAAAGCAUAUCUGUGAUGAAGAAUCUAAAGAGAGGAUUUCUCUCCUUUCUAAGUUUAGAAACUUGGAACAUGAAUAUGAUGGUCUAAGAGAACACUAUCAUGAAGAAUUGAUGAACAGAGAAAACUUGGAAGCUCAGGGUAAGAAAGCUAAUGUUGAAGUGGAAAUGUGGAAGCAAAAGUAUGAAAUUGAAGGCAUUCAAAAAGCAGAAGAGCUUGAAAUGUCCAAGCUUAAGCUUCAAGCCAGGCUUUCUGAAUCUCAGAACACUGUUGACAAUCUGCACAAUAAACAGGUUCAGCUUGAGAAGGCUAAAGCCAAGCUGGAAACUGAUAAAGAAGAGCUUUCAAGUCAGCUUGAUCAGGCACAGAUGUUACAUGCAACUAUGGAGAAAAGAGCAAAGCAGUUUGACAGAAUUGUUUCUGAAUGGAAGGGCAAGGUUUCUGGUCUCUCAUUGGAUCUUGAUGUUUCCCAGAAUGAAACAAGAAAUGCUUCGUCUGAACUCUUCCGUAUCAAGAGCGCAUAUGAUGAGUCUAUUUUGCAACUUGAUGAAGUUAGGAGAGAGAACAAGAACUUGUCCAACGAGAUUAAGGAUAUUAUGGACCAGAUAUCUGAAGGAGGAAGAUCUAUUCAUGAAAUUGAUAAAAUCAGGAGAAGACUAGAAUCAGAGAAGCUUGAACUUGAAUCUGCUUUAUCAGAAGCAGAAUCUGCACUUGAACAAGAAGAAAACAAGGUUCUCCGAGCCCAGCUUGAACUUACUCAAGUGCGCCAGGAGAUAGAACGAAGAUUGGCAGAAAAAGAUGAAGAAUUUCAGGGAACUAAGAAGCAGUUUGCUAAAGCUCUUGAAUCUAUGCAAGCAGCUCUUGAGAGUGAGUCAAAAUCCAAGGUUGAAGCUCUACGUAUAAAAAAGAAGCUUGAAGCUGAUGUAGGAGAUCUAGAAAACUCCCUGGAGCAUGCUAAUGCUGCCAAUAUGGAGAACCAAAAGAACAUCAAGAAAAUACAAGAUUAUAUUAGGAAGGCUCAGAUGCAGUUAGAGGAAGAGAGCAAGGCCAAAUCCGAAGCACAUGACGCUCUUCUUGCAGCAGUCAGACGCGCUCACGCACAUAGGAACGCGCUUGAAGAGGCUAGAACUCUUCUUGAACAAGCUGAUCGUGCUAGAAGAAUGCUUGAGAAUGAUUUGACUGAUUGUAAUGAAACUUUGGGCGCACAAACAGUAGAGAAUCAGUCUCUAACAGCAGCCAGGAGGAAAUGUGAGAUCGAAAUAGAAGCUCUUAACAAUGAUCUUGAUGAGAUGAACUCUGAGGCCCGGCUAUCUGAAGAAAAGGCCCGGAGUGCAAUGAUUGAUGCUGCAAGGCUUGCUGAUGAACUGAGAGCAGAGCAAGAGCUAGCUCAGGUGCUGGAGAGAGACAGGAAACUGGUGGAAGCUCAGGUGAAAGAUGCAGCUUGUAGACUGGAUGAAGCAGAACAUAGUUUCUUAAAGGGUGGGAAGAAGGCGAUGAAUAAGAUGGAGACAAGGAUUCAUGAACUGGAGGCAGAGCUGGACUCGGAGAACAGGAGGAUGAUGGAUGCAACCAAGAACCUGAAGAAGAGUGAGAGAAGGAUCCAGGAGCUGACCUACCAGCAGGAGGAGGACAGGAAGAAUCAUGAGAGGAUGCAGGGUCUGGUUGACCAGCUCCAGGGGAAAGUUAAAUCUUACAAGAAGCAGAUCGAAGAAGCUGAAGAGAUUGCAGCUCUAAACCUUGCCAAGUUUAGACAAGUUCAGGGAAACCUGCAGGAUAGCUCCGAGCAUGCUGAUCUGUCUGAGCAUGCAUUGGCAAAAAUUAAAGCUGCGGCUAGAGCCGGCUCCCUUGGACCUAACAUGUAAAUAAACUGAUGAAAUGAUAAAAUGAACUGAUCUGGUUCUGGUAAUCUGGUGCAGUGUAACUUUACCUUAUCUUAAACUAAUUAUCUCAUGUGGUUUGAAUAUCCCUGUAACACAAGUGUGUAACAAUGUUUCUUUUAAUCGUUAAAUUAAUCAAACAUACGUUUUAUUAAUAAUUAUCAAUAGUAAUGUAUGUACAAUGUUUCUAAUGAUCCUAAUAAAUGUAUUGCAAGUUAU